This is a messenger RNA of Lactuca virosa, 300 nucleotides long. The record is from the annotation of a GenBank genome assembly. NCBI's taxonomy places the organism in Eukaryota, Viridiplantae, Streptophyta, Magnoliopsida, Asterales, Asteraceae.
AUGGAUAGAGUAACAGACUUGGCAUCUAAGAAAGCUGCAGUGAUCUUCACCAAGAGUUCAUGUUGCAUGUGCCACAGUAUCAAGGCACUAUUUUACGAACUUGGAGCAAGUCCUGCUAUUCAUGAAGUUGAUCAUGAUGCGGAUAUGGAGUGGGCCCUGAAACGCCUUGGUUGUAAUCCUUCCCUCCCAGCAGUGUUCAUAGGUGGUAAAUAUGUAGGCUCGGCCAGAGAUGUCAUUUCCCUUCAUGUUGAUGGAUCGCUGAAACAAAAGCUUAUUGAAGCAAGAGCUAUCUGGUUCUAG